AUGAAACGCAUUCUGAAGCGAGCCAUCCUAGAUCACCUUACUUCCAGCAAUCUGAUAUCUCCAGCUCAACACGGAUUUCUCCCAAACCGUUCUUGCGUGACAAACAUGCUCGUGUUUAUGGACAGCUUAACCCAAGCCAAGGACGAAGGACUCAUAUCGGAUGCCAUAUUUUUCGACUUCUCAAAAGCAUUUGAUAGGGUCCCACACGUCCCGCUGCUCCACAAACACGAGUCUUACGGGAUUCAAGGGAAAAUCCAUCGCUGGAUCAAGGCGUUCCUAUCAGACAGAUCAUACCGAGUGAGAAUAGGCUCUACCUUCUCCUCACCGGCGCCGGUCUCCAUUGGAGUUCCUCAAGGCUCCAUCCUGGGACCAGUGCUACAUUUAUUUAUGCGAAUCCUCGCGCUGGCAAGCAUACUGCCCCGCGCUGAGAACAUAAAGAGCAGUGCUACACCCUUUUUUCACUUGUGCCUUUCAGGUGAACGACAGCCACUGACUGACAAGAACAAAACCGACCCGGGAAACUUGGGCAAAAUCCUCGAUUCUGUAUCAGUCCGUGAAUCCGUGAAUCUCAAGGUCCAAGGCUCAAGGACGCGGCGGGCUUUCUGUGGCCGAUCAUUCGAUUUUGAUCGAAAGAUGACGGAGAGCCCGGUAGCAACGGCAAAGGCGCAUGUGAUGCUGUACGACGCCGAUGCCAGCACUUGGGUUCCCAGUGGCCCGCGACCUGGAGUGGCCAAAGUUCAGCUAUACCACAACACUGCAACAAAUGCCUACCGAGUGGUUGGAUGGCGCCUUCAAGACCGUGAGGUGGUCCUCAACUGUGCCAUUGUACGUGGCCUCAAAUAUCAAUGUGCCCGUCGAACGUUUCAUCAGUGGCGAGACAGCAAACAAGUGUACGGAUUGAAUUUCACCUCGGGCGAGGAAGCGGAUGAGUUCGCGGCCGCUAUUGAAUCCGCCCUGGGUCAUCUGGCUGCCCUGCACCAACAUCAGCAGUUGCAGCAGCAACCGCAACAAGCAUCCCUACCCCCGUCGCCACAACAACAACAGCAGCAACAACAACAACAACAGAUAACCCAGUCCUCCAUGCCUGUCAAUAGCAGACCUCCUGUCAAACCUCCGAAUCCGUACGAAGCAAACAACCACUACGAUUCAUCCCAAGAGCAACCGCGACCCCCUCAAUCGGUCACCAGAAUUGUGACGGGCGCCUACGUGGACAUGAGUCAAGCAUCAAUUAUCCCUCCCAAUUCCCGCGCUUCUGCAACACCUACCCUGGGACGCCACCACUCCGUCACCGCUGAAUACGCAUAUCCGGGGCACGCUACCGUGGAUGCCCAACGCCCAGGACCCGUCGAUCAUGGCUAUUCCCGAACGGACUGUACUGGUACGACAACUGUCAACGGAACAAUAGCCAACGGGAACGGAGGAACGUAUGCCCCUCCUAGGGAUUCUCGUUAUUACUCGUCCUCGGAUGACAGCGUCAAAGGUCUUGUCGCGAGAGAUGGUGCCAACUUCCCGAAUCAGAUUCGCACCAGUCCUAAUGAAGCCCGCAGCAAUCCAAACCAAUCCAUAUCCCCUUCCGUCAGUUCAGGUACGUUGCCCAAUGGUCCUGAUUCAGCCCCCACUGCUCCACCGGUAAUACCGCCUCCACCCCCGCCGUUGUUCCCCAAUGAACCUGCCAACACAGCACGCGCCAGUCGUCCGUUGCAUCGAUCGACCGUCACUCCACCGGCCGUUUCUGACGCGGGUGACGACGAAGACGAUGUAUCUGGUGUAAACGAAGGAGGUUUGGCGGCGCAGCUCCGAAUGGCCAAGCAGCACCGCCUACGUGCGGCAUCCGUAGCCAAUGUGGGCUCUGAAUCUCAGGGUUCCGCCACUGUGGGACGUGCAGCCGGAUUGGACAUGAUCUCCGAUUUACAAAGGGUUUUGGCCGCUCGACGACGCGCAAAAGAAGCGGAGGAAAGUGACGUCACCGAUUCUCCAGCUGGCGACGCCCCAGCUUCACAGUCCGUUAAUGGUAACCGCCCGCCCACCAACGCCAACCCCUCUCAACAACAACAGUCUACCGGCCGAGCGACAUCAAUCGUUCCGGGCUUCGCUACACUGAGAAAGAACUCCAGUCCAGCCUUAGACACUAACAGUCUGAACUUCCUGUCCAGCAGUGGCAACGGCAUGACUUCUUCCAGCGGAUCUUCUAAUCCUGCUGCCACAGAUGGUACAACGGUUUCCCGCGCUGAUUUGGAAGCCUUUAAAAGAGAGCUAAUGGCUGAAUUUCGUCGAGAAGUGCAGCAAUUGAAGAACGAUCCUUACGCGCUGCUACCAUCAACCGCUGCUCCUGACCGGCGUAUCACUGCCAUCUUCCCGCCUGCGCAUUUACUCCCUCCCCCCCCCCCACCAACCCACUGCCAACCAUUCCACACAGACACGAACACCACAUUGUGUCAGUCAGUUCCCAGUCUGGAGGAAAGUUUGCUGCGAGAUAUACGUUUCACUCCUGUUGUCUUUUUCCGGGUUUAG
Messenger RNA from Opisthorchis viverrini, 2511 nucleotides. RefSeq lists its product as hypothetical. Gene Ontology annotation, molecular function: SH3 domain binding. Bases 1 to 2511 code for a protein of 836 amino acids. NCBI's taxonomy places the organism in Eukaryota, Metazoa, Platyhelminthes, Trematoda, Opisthorchiida, Opisthorchiidae. The record is from RefSeq and is a predicted model, not a curated record. The transcript has 12 exons.